Molecule: messenger RNA, 719 nt
Organism: Zingiber officinale
Lineage: Eukaryota; Viridiplantae; Streptophyta; Magnoliopsida; Zingiberales; Zingiberaceae
Product: protein LIFEGUARD 2-like
Exons: 6
Coding region: 1-660 (219 amino acids)
Cellular component (GO): membrane
Source: RefSeq, a predicted model, not a curated record
AUGUCGAUCUCGGACUCGGUGUCAGUUUCGGACUCGUAUUCUUCCUCGGGUUCGGAGUCUUCGUUUCUUGCCAUAAAUGCAAGAUGGCUCGAGUACUUCGUCUCCUCUAGCGCCGGCCUCGGCCUCUACAUCUUCCUUAUCCUUCUUCCCUUCAUCGUCCUGUGCCCGCUCUACUACUACUAUCAUAAGAAGGGUGGUUGUUACAAUCAGCACCAUCCCUUAAAAUUUUUUCUACUCGGAAUUUUUACGGUCUCCAUCUGCUUCGCCGUCGGGUUGACGUGUGCAUUCACCAGCGGAAAAGUAAUUCUGGAGUCGGUGAUCCUCACGGUGGUAGUGGUUGUGAGCCUCACCCUGUACACCUUCUGCACGGCUUUCAGAGGCCACGAUUUCAGCUUCCUUGGACCAUUUCUAUUCUCCGCCAUCAUCAUACUGAUGCUCUUUGCUCUCAUCCAGGUGAUAUUCCACUUGGGAAAGAUAUCGACUAUGAUUUAUGGAGCUAUCGCCGCAAUUAUAUUCUGUGGAUACAUAAUCUAUGACAUAGAUAACCUGAUCAAAUGCUACUCCUACGAUGAGUACAUUUGGGCAGCGGUGGCGCUGUACUUGGACAUCAUCAACUUGUUCUUGUGUCUGCUUACUUUGUUCAGAGCAUUUGAAAGUUAAUUAAGGAAGAACCAAGGAAGCCGCAACAAUGCGCUGUUAGUACUCGAGGUCAAUGUUCA